UCAAGCAUGACCCAAAGCAUGUUGUAUUUGAUCAUACUCGCGCUCAGAAAUAUCGCACCAUUGGCUGUGACUCGCAUUUGUCGCACUCGCAUGAACCACCUGGGAACAAGUGGCAUGUGAAGUCUAUAACAGGACCUCAAUCUAGUUGGCAAGAAGAUUUUGAUUUCAUCACUGCAUUUUUGCAUGUCGUGUCCUUGAAAAUGCGGCAUUUCUUUGGGACUUUGAACUUUCAUGACUCGGUUUGUUGUACGUUGUUGCAGCAUCUAGGCCAUGAGCAUGACCGCAGCGAAAAUGCUACCCUGGUGACCCUGCUGAAAAAAAUAAGGUAACGGAUUGUGUAGUCGUGUCGUUGCACAUCAUUGUCAUUCUUUCAUCAUGGAGACCUUAAACACGAUGAGCACAACCGGCGCUGCACCGAGAGGGCCUUAUGCUCGUCUCCAGAUGUCCUCGACCUUGACCAAGAAGUUCUUCGUGUUGUGUGCCGCCAGAAGUUGGACGGCCGCGACUGGGACGCGGACGGCUGCAGCUAGAAGUACACGAGCCUCGACGGCCCUUUUCACAGUACGGCGGGCGGGCCGUUUUCUUUUUAUUACGGCACUGCGAGCUGCUUUCAAUCGUGCGCUCCUACCGCUAGUACCAGGCACUUCAGGCACAUCAUGGCAGAUAUUAUUUGCUUCUGGACUACAGCUCCAUCCUCGAGCUGCGGACAAGGACGGACUUCACAAGUCGAAGUUGGGUAAAUUGGUGGCACGAAUAAACCCAGACCCCCGGGACGCUGUUUCAGAUGCCGCGCAAUCCCAAUCUGAGGCAAACAGCACCGAUAGCAACACACGGACGACCGCCGGUGCCGCUUUGUCCGCGCUUGCGGAACGUGACAACCAAUUUUUAUUAAAGCAGCUACAGAAGAAGGACGAAAAUUUCGCAUUGGUUUCUCGUGGCAUCGCAAGUUUCAUCGGAGACGCAAUUAUCCGUGGUCCCUCGCGUUUGUUCGCAGCGAGGCACGCACCCGUCAACUUUAUUCGGCGUCACGGGGAGUAUGCGAAAAAGGCUUUGACCGGAGACUUCGGGGCCACGGAGAAAAUACAUCAAGUUGCGCAAGAACCAAUUAGCAACAGCAAAUUCGAUGAACGGAAACAAAAUAAAGAGGAACAGCAGGGACAGGGAGAUGAAGUAGUACAGCAAAGCUGGUCUUCCUUUUGGAAAGAUGUUUCGUUGAAAAGAGAGCAGCUCCACAGUUUGGCAAAGCUACAGCAGAAAGAGGUCAGGCCACUGAUGGCAAAGCAACAUGACUAUGACUACGAUCGUCAUGACCCCCGCGGAGAUGUGAGUAUGUGGGUAGACUUAUUUUUCGUCACCACUCUCACCAUGGCAGCAUAUGGCUUCGACGUCUUUACAAAGCAAGCGACAGCGUUUGCAACAGGUGGAGAUGAGGGUGUUGAUAAAGCAAAACAAAGAAGUUCUCCAGAGGCCGAAGCUUUCCGGCAUGUCGUUGGCCAUUACUUCCCUGCAUCUGCUGCCGCUUUGGAAUUUCUGCACCAGCAGCCAGACGGCGACUACCUGAAGCCGGCUUUUCACAUUGUGCGGGAUCCUGUGCGGAAAAUUAUAGCAGUAGUGGUACGCGGUACGAGUUCAGUAGCGGACACUAUCACCGAUCUUGCCGCCACACCUGCUUACGUUCCCGUUGAAAUUUUUGCGGAGCAGAAAUCAAGCGAAGACAGUGAUCUACUUCUUUCGAUCAAGCGGAACAGCAGCGAGACGAGUGACGAAGAUGGGAAAUUAUCGGAGGCUGCCCCAUGCCAGCAGGAAAUGCAAAAAUUCGAAGGCCAAGGCCCCGAGGAGCGCGAUGAAGCGUCGACAGGGGAGAGUCGAGAGGGCACAGUUGUGUUUCGCCGGCCCAGUUGCUUCGCGGAGAUGACUUUCGACCUUUUCGCGCCCCCGUACAACACGACGCAUCCGCGGCAGCUCAACGAGACCUGGGUCAGCGUGCAUGAGGGUGGCCUCCAGAGUGCAGAGUACGUGACUGCUAUUGCGUUGCCUAUCGUGCGCAAGACGCUGCAGCGACUCAAGAAGCAGGGCGACACAACUCGCUACUCCGUGUUGCUUACAGGACACAGUCUGGGCGCAGGAGUCGCUUCGCUCAUGGUACGGGAAAUAAACUUUGAAAGAAUAGUACUCUUCAUCAGUGCCCUUUCAUCUGCAGGACUGCAAUGAUGUUGAGUUGCCAGCAUUGUGGGCGAGACAGAGUUUUUUUUUGCAUAUACGCACAGAGGCACGUACGUACCGAAAGGUUUAAUCACGAUUGUCUCACUCAUCUUUUGAACAUUCGAGACAGCUACUAGAACUGAGAGAUGAAGUACAAAAGGCACUAUGACUAUACAUGAUGAUGAUGAUCUUUCUUCCUUUUAUACACGUACGCGAUCUGGAAGGGUCAGAAUUUGCUCCGGGACCUCCAGCGACCCCGGGGUCUUGCAAAUGUCGAUUCGGGAGAGCAGCAAACAGCGACUCCAAAAAUACUGUCCAUGUCCUCUGCCACUGCCGUCCACGAUGAAUAUCCUCUCUGGGGCGUGGGUGUCGCCCCGCCUGCCAUGAUCUCCGCUAAUUCCCGAGUACAAAAAAAGGUUUGGGUAAGCAAGGAACGAAAAGUCCUCACUCUCACGACUGACAAAAGACGAUAUAUGCCCAUUGUAAACUCAAAGUUAAUACUAAACACAAAUGAAUCCUCUAUGGAUGCAUACGCAUGAUUUGUGCAAGAAAAAGCAAACCGCCCAGCUAAGGUGCACGUCCGAGGGCGGGCAUUUUCUGCUUCAGGGCUUCUAAAGGCCAAACGCAUCAGGGCGGCCAUGGGGCGCGCGGCGCGGCUGGGUGUGUCCCAGUUUCGCCGGGGUGUGGGCGCAGCAACAGCCGCGCAGGGGCACCAGAAGCGCGAAACCGCAUGCAAGGGCGUGGCGUGGUGCCGUAGCGUAGGUUGAUCGGUCGAGGGCGGGGCAGGGUGUGGUGCCGCGCCUUGUCUGCGAAGGCAGGCGAGGGCGUGGCGCGGCGUCGUGUCGCAGGUUGAUCGGCCGCCGCCCGCGGACAAGGACCGGCCGCAGCUCAGGCUCCGCCAGUCGCGGCCGGGCUAUCGCGGGCGCCUUGGGCUUUUUUGGUCUGCCCCGUCUCGUCUCGCCAGCCGGUUCGGCAGGCUCCGAGCCCGCGCAGCGCCGCAUGCCAUGCGGUUUCGCGUUUCUGCUUGUUCCUGGCCAUGGGAAUACAUAGUUGCGCCCAGAAGCCACUGGUGGCCUUUGAACACCAUGACGCAGAGGCCGAGUCUCCUCGUCUCGCUAUCCCCUUCGCGUUGUUUGGGUAUUUCUGCCGGCCACAUCGUCGGGAGUAGGCGUGGCCACUGUUUCCCAUAGGAGUCAAAGCGAUUUUUCUCUGCAAUCGCCACGCAUUCAGAAAAGUGGCUGCGUUCUGUACUCAAACCAGCCAACUUUUCUGCAAGGACUUGGCUAUUUCAAAACCUGUUUCAAAACAUGCUUUCAAAACCACCUUGGCGAGAUGGAUACAGAGUGGCGACUCGAAAUGUCUAUCGGCUAUGUCUAUCCCCUAUGGCUAUCGCCGGAUUUGUUUGCGUCACAGCUGCGCCGAAAAUGUGCGCGACUGUCGCGGCCGCGGAUUGGGCUAUUCUCGGAAGCGUAGUAGCAUCGGGGGAAGCCGUUUCUCUGCUUCUGGCUGGUGCCGCCGCCGCGAGCUCUGGCGCCGUUGCUAUUGAACCAGCAGCACAGCGUCGGCCCUCGCCAUGCUGGGCGAGGCCGGCUAUCGGGGGGAGGGCGGCCGCAGUUGCUGGCAUUCUGUACCGGCUAGCGGGGGGGACCAGAGCGGCCGCAGCCCUUUGACGUGUCCAAAUUCGGGCCCUUGUGUGAUCGUUUUAGUCGUCUGGCCGUUAGUCUGAUCGGCAUUCGCUUGCACUUAUUGGCAUUGCCGCUCUUUCUGGUCGUGUUUCGACGCGCUAUUGGAGCUAUGCCAAGGCCGUGCGUUUCGUCGCUUAGGUCCUCCGAAUUGCCACGACUUCCGGGCUGACUCGGUCCGUGGCAAUCAGGGAAAUAACCGAAAAGCCGGUCGAUAAGUGCCGAUUUUCUUUGGGACAGCCCAUAUGGAUAGACUUGGCGAGUUACAAUCUACAAAGGUGCACGUCCGAGGGCGGGCAUUUUCUGCUUGUGGGAGUGAAAUCCAAGGCGUUUGAGAAUCAUCAUGCAACCGCAAAUUGUACUCCUGGUCAUGAUAACGAUAGUAAUGGAGUGACUUUUAUUUCCAAUUCACAUUGUGACGCCGGAGUAUGGUACUCCGUUGCUGUCCAGGACGAUUGGGUGCCGCGCAUCAGUGCCCCCUACAGGCAAGUGGUCGGGAGGUCGCUGGAGAUGUUGCAGGAGGAGAGCGACAGGUGUCGCGCGGCAGAGAACACUCCGUGCGCCAAGUCGGCUCCCGCAAACCAGCUUAGUUGGGUUAAUUGGCUUCUCGGGAGAGGAACGAAAAUUGCAGAAUGUCCCAGUGAGUCAUGUGUUGCAUAUUUCCGGAAUGGGCCUGAGCUUUACAAAAAGCUUGAAACGGAGCGGCACAGCAUGCGGGAUGUGUCGGAUUGGAUGCUACCAGUCUCAACGAACGCCGUGAAUGGAAGCGUCAUUAUGCUCACCCAUGAAGAGCCUGGCAGUUCCGAGACGCUAGAUUCGCUGCAGCGCAGCUUGAAGUGCAAGGACGAAGAUGCUGGCGCAGGUGUGUUUACGCACGCUGCAACAUCCGAAUCCGAUACCAAUGGCACUGUCGCGUUGAAGGGAGGAAACGUGGGGAGAACGCAAAAGUGCAACGAGACUUCGGAAAAGAAGUUGCUAGUCUCGAUGUUGCCGAGUUAUUACUUUGUUCCGAACACCAUGCUCGAUCGAAAUCUUAUUUUUUCCCCAGGGAUUUAUCAGGUGCAAAAGUGUCGCGUUCCUGUUCGCAGAUGAGACAAAGCUUACACACAGACACUUUAUACGAUGCCUGUUGAAGUUGAUUGAACUACAACAACAGACGGCGCUUGUGAUGGAGAUUUGCCUGCGGAUGUCGAUAAAUAAGUACCAUCUUGUUCUUGUUCGUUGCCAAGGAAAGAGGUGCGUCCGUCGUUCUUCGGCUCUGCAUGGGAAAACGAUACUUUGGCAAUGCAUAGAUUAAUACAACUUUCUUAUGUCCCUAUGACCAGUCAUGUUCCAUGGGUCUACCUGAAGCAUAUCGGCAACGUUAUCGAGGAAAAGAAAAACCUCCGCGCUGCUGGGGCGAGAAUACCUUUGGGGCCGACGAUAACAUCAAAGAAGACCACGGGGGCGGGUGGAAAACCACAUCAAGAGACGAAAGCUAUGGAACAGCUGCCAAUGGGCGAGACUUUGUUGAAUUCCCAUUCAUGA
This is a messenger RNA of Amoebophrya sp. A120, 5411 nucleotides long. NCBI's taxonomy places the organism in Eukaryota, Dinophyceae, Syndiniales, Amoebophryaceae. The record is from the annotation of a GenBank genome assembly.